Messenger RNA from Prorocentrum cordatum, 909 nucleotides. NCBI's taxonomy places the organism in Eukaryota, Dinophyceae, Prorocentrales, Prorocentraceae. The record is from the annotation of a GenBank genome assembly.
AUCGCAGAGGUGGCCGUCGGCGAGCUCGGCAACUCGGGCAAGCUGGCGGGCGAUCGUCAUUGGCGCGACGCCGCGAUGGCGAGCCUCGAGGGCUCCGACCACGCGGGCGACGGCGCCGAGAUCGCAGGCCUCGAGGGCUCCGGCGAGGGCGACGGCGCCGAGAUCGCGGGCCUCGAGGGCUCCGGCGACGCGAAGGACGGCGCCGAGAUCGUAGAGCUCAAGGGCGCCGGCGACGCGAAGGACGGCACCGAGAUCGCGGACCUCCAGGGCUCCGGCGACGCGAAGGACGGCGCCGAGAUCGCAGAGCUCAAGGGCGCCGGCGACGCGAAGGACGGCGCCGAGAUCGCGGACCUCGAGGGCUCCGGCGACGCGAAGGACGGCACCGAGAUCGCGGACCUCGAGGGCUCCGGCGACACGGAGGGCGGCGCCGAGAUCGCGGGCAUCGAGGGCUCCGGCGACGCGAAGGACUGCACCGAGAUCGCAGACCUCGAGGGCUCCAGCCACACGGAGGGCGGCGCCGAGAUCGCGGGCAUCGGGGGCUCCGGCGACGCGGAGGACUGCGUCGCGAUCGCGGGCCUCGAGGGCCCCGGCGACGCGGGCGAGAUCGCGGGCCUCGAGGGCUCCGGCGGCGGCGCCGAGGUCGCGGGCCUCGACGGCUCUGGCGGCGCAGAGGCCGCCCACCCCGCGGUGGUGCUGUUGGCGAGCAGCUUCAUACAGGACUUCCCGUACGAGACGUGCGCGUGGUGCGGCGAGGGCUUCUGCGCGAGUGACAAGGUCGUCGUGACUGCGACGAACAACACGCACCUCGAGUGCAGCACCAUGAUUCACGCGCAGGACCUCGACGUGAUCAACGCCAUGUCCGAGCCUGCGACGCCAGAGCGCAGCGAUGUCCAGAAGCAGCUGGAGACU